AUGAUAUCGAUCGUUUGUAUAUGCUACUUCUUCCAUGAGACUCAAGCGGCAUCGGUUAUAGGAACAUUGCGGACCCUUCAUGUGCCGUUCAAGCCAACAUCCGCAAAGGUAGAACCUCUGGGUCCGCGAGACCUCUUGACAAGAGGAAAACAGAUCCAUCGACUUCUGUUAACUUACAAAAUACAUAUUUCAAAAUCGUGUGAAAUUCGUCUUGAUUUGCCUAGUGUAACCUCGUACCUGUAUGAGUCUCCUUAUGAUUGCAUACUUGUACAGUUGUUUUCGUCAACCAAAGAAUAUAUUGGUGCUUCAAGCAGUUAUCCAGAAAGGUACUCAUUCAAAUUAGAAAAGGGGGAAUAUGUCGUACAGGCGGAGGUUCGUCACCCUGACACUAGUCAACUCGAGCUUCUAACAGAUACACCAUUACAUGUUCGUGUUCUCAUAACGCCGACUUUAUCUAUUGACCUCAGCUCUGCACCUCUCGGUGGAGAAAACGUCCUUCUCCAGCAGAUCACUUUAUACGCUGGCAGCAUUCCUGACGACAAGUUGCCCAAGACAAUAAAUAUCGUGAGCGGAUCGUAUAUGACGGGAAGCUUAGUCGUUAUGAGCAAUAGUGGAAGCAAAGCGGUCGACAAGACUGCAGUCACUUACAUGUUUACCGAAUAUAGUAGCCGUCCAAGUAAAGCUCUUUCGAUGGUGACAUUAAAGGAGAAGAAAACUCAUAAUGAAGAGGAAGAAAUGAAUGGUUAG
This is a messenger RNA of Cooperia oncophora, 747 nucleotides long. The record is from the annotation of a GenBank genome assembly. NCBI's taxonomy places the organism in Eukaryota, Metazoa, Nematoda, Chromadorea, Rhabditida, Trichostrongylidae.